Molecule: messenger RNA, 924 nt
Organism: Rosa rugosa (rugosa rose)
Lineage: Eukaryota; Viridiplantae; Streptophyta; Magnoliopsida; Rosales; Rosaceae
Exons: 4
Coding region: 304-924 (206 amino acids)
Source: RefSeq, a predicted model, not a curated record
AGUAUCUACUGUGAGAGAAUGUACUAGUUGUGAGAGAAUGUAAGUAGCAGGUCUUAAUCUGUGGCAAUGCAAAAGUAUACAUAUAUGGUGAAAAUUUGAAAAUAGCAUGAUAUAUAGUACCAAAACUUUGUAUUACAAACGUAUGAUGUAUGAAAGGAAAUUUUGGAGGGAUGCUGAGACGAAUGCACACGUACUAAGAAGUUUAGCACUUGUACUACCAGUAGGAGGGCUUGGUUCAGUAAAAAUUGGGGUUCUUAUUUAAAGAAAAAAGAAAAUGGAGGUGUAAACCCAGACCGCUGCACAAUGUUUGAGCUUACCCAUGUCCACGACUCCGAAAAACCUCAUGAACCAAAUUCUAAACAAGCUAUUGCUUUAAUGAAGGACAAGAUUAACAAGAUGAAGACUAAAAAGAGGGCAUCCCAACUUCCAGAGGUUCUUAAUGAUUUUGAAAUCAAUGAAGUAUAUGCGUCUGUGCUUGGAAAAGAGACACGUGGAGGGGUGCGAGGAUUUGGCAUUGGAGUCAGACCAGAACAAGUUCCUGGUGUACUAGUGCAGAAAAAAGGUGUUCGUUUAGAGGUACAAGCACUUAGAGAACAACAUGAGGCCAAGAUUGAAAUGAUUCAUAAGGAGAGCCAAGAAAAGGAAGAUAAGCUUAGGGAGGAAAUGAACAAACAAACUGUGGCCACAAAAGAUAAAUUCAAAAAUAUGGAGAUUGCAAUGAAAAAACAGGAAGCUCUUAUGAUGGUAUUACUUGGGGCAUAUGAGUCAAGUGAUAUGCUUGCUGCAGCUUUAAGAACGAAGGGUGGUUCUCUCCAACCAUUGAUGAGCCACAGUCAAUCUUCAUAUGAGCAGAACUUGGACGAUGUUUACAUACCACAGUGCUCUGAAGAAUUUGAUAAGAGCACAAAGUACUUCAAGGACUGA